GGGUGCCGGCCCCCGCGCGCGGCCCGUCUACACUGCACGGGCGGCGCACGCGCACCGGGGCCCAUCCCACCCACCGCGCCGGGUCCCGGCCCCGCGCGCAGCCCGUCUACACUGCACGGGCGGCGCAGGCGCGCCGGGGCCUCCGCCAUGGCGACCGUGCUGUCCAGGGCGCUCAAGCUGCCGGGGAAGAAGAGCCCGGACCUCGGGGAGUACGACCCCCUGACGCAGGCAGACAGUGACGAGAGCGAGGAUGACCUGGUGCUGAACGUGCCGCAGAAGAACGGGGGGCUCAAGAACGGGAAGAGCCCACUGGGAGACGCCCCCGAGCCCGACUCGGACGCCGAGGCUGCGGGCCCCGCCAAGCCCCACCCGGCCGAGCCACCCCCGGAAGGCUUCCCCGCUGAGAACCUGGGCGAGCUCGAGCAGAAGGCCGCCUCGUCCUUCGUGGCCUACGUGCGCACGUCCGUCUUCCUGCUGACCGUGCUGGUGUCCAUGGUCCUGGUGCUGGUCUGCGCCUUCCUCAUCCCCUGCCCGCCCCGGGACCUGCACAGCACCUGGAGCCGCCGGCUGGGCGCCCAGCGGGGAGGGGACCUGUCUCCGCUGGAGCUGGCCGACGUGAACGGGGAUGGCCUGAGAGACGUGCUUCUCUCCUUCGUCACGGCCAGGAACGGGAGCGCUGGCGUCCCCCUAGGCAUCCCGAGGCCCCCUGCGGUGCUUGUGUGCCUGUCGGGGGUGAACGGCAGCACCCUGUGGUCCAGUCUCCUGCCGGAGGAGGCCCGCGACAUCACGUGCUCGGACCCGGGGCCGGGAAGCACAACCGCAGCCACCUGCCUCGUGACCGGGACACACAAGCUGCUCAGUGUGUUCAACGCGACGUCAGGGAAACCCAUCUGGACCUUAAACCCCAAACACCUGGCCAACGGCACACUGGCGGCGCCCGCUGCGGUGCUGCCGGACGUGGAUGAAGACGGCGUCCGAGACCUGCUGCUCGUGGCCACCGGGGACUCGCAGCCGGAUCUCUGCUUUCUGCUGGUGUCCGGCCGCACCGGGAGUCCUGUGGGCCGCCCCGUGAACUACAACAUCAUGGGCGUGGGCAACCUGAUCGGCCCCCAGGUCCACGUCACCAGCAACGGGGCCGUCUACGUCCUGUUCGGCUUCGGAAGUAUCCAAGCGGUCGCCCUGCGGGACAUUUUUGUUCAGGCCCAGAAUCGAGACAGCGCGCCCGCCUCGCUGCAGGUGGAGGAGCCCGAGUGGGAGAAGAAGCGGAGAUCCGUCAACCUGUCCGACCUCAUUGACGUCUGCAGUGACGGCGUGGAGCUGCUGCAGAUGGUGAAGGCCCCGGACUCCAAUGGCAGCGACCUGCUCAUCACCACCAGGCAGGGCCUCACCCUGCUGCACGGGCAGAACCUCACGCCCCACUGGACGCUGCAACUCCAGGGCCUGUUCAGCCAGCCCACACCUGGGUAUUUCACCGAUGACCAGACGCUGGACUUCCUUCUGCAGGUCCAGGAUGGCCCCGGGAUGAAAAAGAUGCUGGUGGUGGACGGGGACUCGGGCUCCGAGGUGUGGAACGCCAGCGUCCCGUGCCACCUGAGGGAGUGCCCGACCACGUCGGCCGUCACGUCAGACCGGAAGUCCGUCUUCCUCUUCUGGGCGCAGGCGCUGCCGGCUGCGGGCACCCCACCGACGGCCGAGCCCCCCGCCCUUUAUCACCUUUACCUCCUGCAUCCCACAUUCCCUUCGAUCCUCCUGGAUCUGGCCAACGCCACAGGCACCGUGACGGCGUCGAAGGUUGGCAUCAACGACCUCUGGAAAGAUGCCUUCUACGUCACCAGGAGCACAGGGCCCCACGCCGAGGCCCGCCCGGCGGCCCUGCUGGUCAGCAAGCUCAGCCUGCGGUGGGCGCUGAUGGAGGCCCAGGCGGUGGCCCUGCGGGAGGCGGGCCCCAGGGUGGGCCGGGGCGAGCUGCGGCGGUUCCUGUCCAGGAUCAAGUUCGUGGACUCUCCCUACCAGGUCUAGUCCGGUGGGUGACGUGUCCCACGAGACAGAGCGGUGGCAUCUCCUGUCGGCGUGCAGUCUGUCCCGAGGCAUGAAGGAAGGUGCUGGGGCCUCGCUUCCUCCUCUGUGUGACCCCCGAGCGUUCCCGGGUGGACGGCGCCCCCCACUCCCCGAGCCCGCCCCUCAGGCCUUCCGGCGGAGUUUGCAAAGGUGGAUUCUCCCUUCCCCUCUGCUCUCUCUGGGAAGCCGCCGGGAAGCGAUGAGUGUCUUGCCACGGGGGGGUGAGCCGCCUUGGAGAUGAUGGCCCAGGCGUGGGGUCCCCGUGUGCUGCCCUCCUAGUCUGGGGACUCCAGCCUGGGGCAGGGUCCCCCCGCCCGCCCUUGCCGCAGGGAGCAGACGGGGAGCUGGAGUGUCGCCAGCCCCACGUACCCUCGAGUCCUGGGGGACCCUGCAGACAGGGACGAAGGACAGGAGUCAGCGGCCUGCCCAUGGCCAGCCCCUGCUCCGAGGGGUCCUGCUGUCUGGGUCACUCAGUGCAGAAGGGCCUGAGUCCGGCGCCGUCCCCCCGAGGGCCCCUGCCACCUUCUCUCUGCUUCGUGUGUGUGUCUGCGGGGCCUGUGCUUUUCUGCCUGAGUGCUGGCGUGGGGUCCGGGCUCCCCCUGGCACCCCACAUCCCCUCCCUGCCCUCCCUCCCCACUCUCCCUCCGAAGCAUUGGUUUUUGAAAAACUUCCUCUGUAAAUACCGUCCCUUUUGUAACGGGUUAAGUUCUUGGGCACCCCCAGGGGGUCCUUCUCCCCUUCCUGCACCCGCGGUCGCCUGAGCUCUCGGCUGCACUUCAGGUCAGCGCUGAUGCGGCCGGGAGCCAAGGCUGGCAGGCGGAGGGCAGCUUUGCUUCUCGUUUGUAGGUCAUCCCCGCUGCCACUCAGGGUCUCUCCCUCCCCUCUCCUCUGUCUCUGUCUCUGUCUCUCUUCUCUGUCUCUGUCUCUCUCUCUCCUCUCUGUCUCUGUCUCUCUCCUCUCUCCUCUGUCUCUCUCUCCUCUCUCUCUCCUCUGUCUCUGUCUCUUUCCUCUCUCUCUCCUCUGUCUCUGUCUCUCUCCUCUCUCUCUCCUCUGUCUCUGUCUCUCUCCCUCUCUCUGCAUUAAUAAAGGGAUUCUGGAGAAAUCUAGAGAUUCCAGAAAGCUGAGGGUCCCAGGCAGAAAGGGGGUGUUUGCCCUCAGUCACCGGUAACAGGAAAUGGCCUCAGGAGGCCCCGUGAGAGGCUGAGGCUUGACCCGUAGGACUGACCUUCUAGGGGCUGCCCCCUCGCCCCCGGCCUUCAUUUCCGGCCUUUUGGAAGCUUUGGUGGGUUCAACUUUUGUGGUAGCUUUAGGGGGGCCAAGGGUGGGCUGAGGUCAGGCUCCCUUUACAGGGGGGCGGGGGCAGGGCAGCCUCAGGUCCAACCCGGCCUGGUAGAGUUUUCCAGGGGCUGAUUUGUGUGUAACCCCGCAAUGUGGGUGCACGCCGGGCUCUGCCAUGUCUGCGGCCAAGCCACAGGACAGGAGGCCGCAGGGGCCUGCAGGGGGCUGAGACCUGGUCUCUAGCUGCACCCUGGGAGGUGUCCGCUGUCGGCCUCUCUCGGCUUCUCUUGGCUGGAGCCACCUGCAAGGUGGUUUCUGAGGGCCGGGUUUGGGCGACCUGUUUCAGGGCAGAAAACUAUUUUUGCUGGAUGAGUCCCAGAAAUUCUGAAAGGGACAUUAAGGGGAAGUGCCGUGACCCCUCGUAGCUCACGGUACACGCAAACCCGCCUCCGUGGGGUUCUGUCCUCACGACACCCACAGCCAGCUCGAGCUCUGCAGUCCCCUGGCGCGGCCAGGACAGCGGUCACUGGGGCUCCCUGUGUGAUGUGCCCCUGAGCCGGUGGGUCACCCUGCGUCUCAGCCAGGAGCGCCAGCCCCGGCCCCCCAGAACAGCAGCGACGGUCCUUGCCCUGCGCCCCCACCCCUGGUGUGAAUGUGAAUGCUGGCCCUUGGGGACACCAGCCCGCUGCUGGGGCGUGGGCAGGGAGCACCACUCGAAAUGUGAAUUGUUCCAGAACAAAUAAAAGACUCCACAAAGGAGCCCUACA
Sorex araneus (European shrew) is the source of this 4103-nucleotide messenger RNA. RefSeq names its product family with sequence similarity 234 member B (gene FAM234B). The coding region runs from base 148 to 2019 and encodes 623 amino acids. The record is from RefSeq and is a predicted model, not a curated record. Gene Ontology annotation, molecular function: protein binding. The transcript has 13 exons. Lineage: Eukaryota; Metazoa; Chordata; Mammalia; Eulipotyphla; Soricidae.